Myripristis murdjan (pinecone soldierfish) is the source of this 1302-nucleotide messenger RNA. It is a transcript of the gene gdf6a, whose product is annotated as growth differentiation factor 6a. NCBI's taxonomy places the organism in Eukaryota, Metazoa, Chordata, Actinopteri, Holocentriformes, Holocentridae. Gene Ontology annotation, molecular function: growth factor activity; cytokine activity. The record is from RefSeq and is a predicted model, not a curated record. Gene Ontology annotation, biological process: BMP signaling pathway. The transcript has 2 exons. Gene Ontology annotation, cellular component: extracellular region. Bases 1 to 1302 code for a protein of 433 amino acids.
AUGGACGCAUCUCGAGUCGUAACGCUAUAUCUUGGCCUGUUCCUCGUUUUCCUUGGGAAUAUACCGUGUUUCCAGUCAGCUGCUAUCCUCUCUGCCUCCGCGCCGAGGAGGAACAAGGGAGCCAGGGUCCCUCAUCAGGACGGACAAAUGUCAGCCAAAUUCCUAAAAGAGAUCUUCUCGUCUUCGCAUCCGAUUGUGAGCCACCACCGAGAAGACCUGAAGGACGCUGUUGUGCCGCACGAUUACAUGCUCUCAAUUUACAGGACAUACUCGGCUGCUGAGAAACUCGGACUAAACGCAAGCUUUUUCCGCUCCUCUAAAUCUGCCAACACCAUAACAAGUUUUGUGGACAGAGGAACAGACGAUCUUUUGCACUCUCCUCUGCGAAGACAAAAGUAUCUGUUUGAUGUCUCAACCCUUUCAGACAAAGAGGAGCUGGUUGGGGCGGAAUUAAGGAUAUUUAGGAAAGCGCCCGGGGACUUCCAGACGUCCCUGCAGACGACGGGUCUCUACGACAUUCAGCUGUUCCCCUGUCGGUCGGACAGGCUGCUGGACUCAAGGUCCCUGGACCCUCUGGACUCCAUAAAGUCCGGCUGGGAGGUUCUAGACGUGUGGGACAUGCUUAAAACCCACCAUCCGCACCAGCAUCACCAUCACUACCACCAUCACCAGCAGCAGGGGAAGCAGCUCUGCUUCCAGCUCAGGGUCACACUCGGUAAAUCGGACACGGAGGUCGACCUGCGGCAGCUGGGGCUGGACAGGAGCGGCCGGUCCCAGCAGGAGAAGGCCAUCCUGGUGGCCUACACCCGCUCUAAGAAGAGGGAGAACCUGUUCAACGAGAUGAAGGAGAAGAUCAAGUCGCGGAGGUCCGUGGGUGAGGAGGUGGCGGCGGCGGCGGAGAAGGCGGUGAAGCGCGAAGGGCCGCGGCGGAGGAGGAGGACCGCGUUGAGCAACCGGCACGGGAAGAGACACGGGAAAAAGUCCAAGUCCAGGUGCAGCAAAAAGGCCCUGCAUGUGAAUUUCAAAGAGCUGGGCUGGGACGACUGGAUCAUCGCGCCCCUGGAUUACGAGGCCUAUCACUGCGAGGGGGUGUGCGAUUUCCCCCUGAGAUCGCACCUCGAGCCCACCAACCACGCCAUCAUCCAGACUCUCAUGAACUCCAUGGACCCCAACAGCACCCCACCCAGCUGCUGCGUCCCCACCAAGCUCAGCCCCAUCAGCAUCCUGUACAUCGACUCGGGCAACAACGUGGUGUACAAACAGUACGAGGACAUGGUGGUGGAGCAGUGUGGCUGCAGGUAG